UGAAAUUUACAUGGAAAGGAUUCCAAGUUAAUAAAUAAAUUUAAAAAAACCAUCUCAAAAACGGGGGGUCCUUAAUUAACAUUCUAUGUUGUCGGUAAAAUCAUUUGUGUCGUCUCUCAUUCGUGAGGUAGCGAGUAGUAAACCUGGUUAAGUGACUGAAUUUAUAAGUAACGUCAUAGUAAUGAUUCACGUUUCGCAAAGUCAGUUAUUUCGCUAUUUUAGGAAUCUAUGAAUCUCUGAAAUGGACCAAGUCAUAAUGAGACAAAGCAAGAAAAUCAUAUUUUCAAAACUUAGCCACUUCAAAGUCACUGCAAAAUUUCAAAAUAGUAAUUUUACCCUCCAGUGUUUCGUUACGCUAACGUUAUUAACUUCAGCCUCAUGAAUGAAAUGCCUACAUGUUUUAAUUUCCGAUUUAUUUACGACCUAUUGUCUACGUGUUGGAUCGCGGCCUGUUCAACCGUUUGGGCUUAAAUUUGCGCGCCGCCCGCAAAGCGCCAGAAUUUGUUCCAAUUGGAGUGGCGACAACUCGCUUUGCCCGUCCACUCCCAGCGUCAGCAAACUACCCGUUGAAUAAUACAUGCAUUGCACCGAAAACAUCUGCAGGUGGAAGCUCGCUGCCGAUUACUGAUACCUACGAUACGCCAAGAUGAAGACCUUCAACGUCCUGACAACUUUUCUUUUCACUGGGAUUUUGUGCCUGACCUUCGGACAAAGAAAUGAUUCAACGGCGAGUAUCGUAUAUAGAAAUGCACUACAGGUCGUGAGAGAUGUGGUUAUGAUGGUGACUAAUGAAAGCAUGAUCAAAGACCUCGGACUAAUCAAAAACUUCACGAAGGAAGCGUGCUCAACGAAUGGUCAAACCUGGAAGGAAGAAGAAGCAACGAGCAGCCUAGAAAACGCCACAAAAUGUAUCAACGAUGUAUUGAAGUCGAAUAUGAAUACCGCCCGCGAAACGUACAAAGGCAGUUCCCUACUGGAUACUAGUAUUGAGUACUACGUAAGAAGUUAUUGUCCAAGCAGAAUAACUCUCGAAAGAUGUAUGAAAGAAUAUUCCAAGUCCUUCGAGCAUUGCGUGGAUUCGCAACAACUCAAAACUAUCGAGAUAAUCGGUAAAUUUUCAACAUCCACGCUCGAAUUCGUCUGCGAGAAUGACGCCAAGAUGUUUAAGGAUUUGAGUAUCAAUGGAGGCGGUGAAUGUUAUCAUUCGAUUAACGAUCCCGAGAAAUGUUGGCCUGCACUGACUACCGGAAUCAAUACUUUAGAAACUUACAAUUUUACUCUGGUUUGGAAUGACGCAACAUGCUCGGAACUGAAAUCCGCCUACAAUUGCAUCAUCGAAAAGAUACCGAACUGUAGGAGCCAUCAGAUAACUGUAGCUUUCGUGAGAGGUGUAUUCGACGUGUAUCUGGAAAACUUGGGCUGCAAGAAUUCAAGUAAUUCACAGACAUUACCAGUUAUUAGCAUCAACGCUCUCUUCUCGACUGCAAUCAACCUGACGAUCCGGCCAUGGAACGUUUAAAACUCUUAUUCAGAAAAAAAUAGAUUUCUAACACGCAACACAGUGUUUCGGCAAAGUAGCGAUGUAACGCUUCAAGUCGAAGUAUUGUAUCGUACUCCUUGAUCUGAUUUCACUCGCUAUUUAGAAUCGUCCUCAAACAUAUACAUACUUACUCACACUCUUAUUUUUAGUAUCAUCCAUGUAUUCUCUCGAUUGCGUCAAAGCUCAAUUGCCUUUCUGACCUCUAGCGAUACGGUUCGUAUGUGUGUGCAAAAAUACAGCAUAUCUUUUGUUCGUUAAUCAUCAAUUGUCUUCAAUCAUCAUCCCGAUACACUCACUCCUAUCCUCUACCACCAAUUCACGGACCCCACGUCAAUAGACCAGUAUCUAUCGCUAUCUCUCCAAAAACAUUGGUAUAAACGAUGUGUCGAUGACAUUUUCACUUUGGUAAAAAAGUACCACACAAUUCACUGUUUGCACUAUAAACAAGGAAUAGCUUGAUUUUCUUGGAUGUAUUUGCUAGAAUAUACGGUAUACAUAUUAUAUUGUAUGAGAGUAAGAGAAAUUCAAACAAGAGUGUAUGCCUCUUUCCGUAAUCCCCAUCUAGGUGUGUGUCGUGUGAAAAAAGAGAGAGAAACGCGGGCAUGAGAUCAGGUGUGCGCCGCGUACCUCACUUCUACUUCUACUAGCGUUAGAAAUCAUGUAUUACCGAUUGUGUCUCUAAAUUACUAUUUUUAUUCAUUAAAUAUUUCUCAAAAGUA
Molecule: messenger RNA, 2259 nt
Organism: Neodiprion virginianus
Lineage: Eukaryota; Metazoa; Arthropoda; Insecta; Hymenoptera; Diprionidae
Product: 27 kDa hemolymph protein-like
Exons: 6
Coding region: 647-1519 (290 amino acids)
Source: RefSeq, a predicted model, not a curated record